AUGCCUUCAUUUUUUAUGGUCUAAAUCUAGAUAUAAGGAAAUACGAUCAGGAGGAAAUAAAAUAAUUGUUAAUUAAGAGUGAAAAGUAAGUAAUUUGAUUUUUUCUUUCUUAAUAAUUUAAUGUUUAAUUAUAAUAUUGAUGACUAUUCAGCAUACAUGAUAUCUCAUGAUCAAAUCAGUCUAACAUAUAGAGGAUAAAUGUAACACUCUAGAAAAUAUUAGUACAAAGGACAUAUAUCAAUUUAAAUUUUUAGAAUUCGACAUUUUAGAAGAGAUAUUAUUUUAAAAGUAAGAAGAAACUGCUGUCUCUUUGCCUUGGGCGAAAACAAUCAUUGUUAAUUUUUGGAAUAUCCCUAAAGAGAACUAUACAUUGUUUAAUUUAUAUGGAGGUAUGAAAAUCCUAUUUGACAUGGACAUAAUCAAGGAUCUCUAAGAAGUUCAAUUCAAGUUCUUUUCAAAUGAAGAUAUCUAAGCUUUGAUUAAAUUAAAAUGGUUACAAUCUGACAAUACCAACUACUUUUAUUUUGAAAUACAAGAGGAGGUACAAUCAUAUUUUGAAUCUAUUUAGAAUCAAUAUCAAUUGACACUUUAAUGGAGAGAUCCCAUUUAAGAUGCCGAAUGCACUAGCUUAGAAUUGGAGAGGUAGCUACUAAAGAGGAAUCUUACUAAAUUGUUAAAUAAAAUAGGUGAUUAUAGGUAUGAUAAGAUUAUGAUAAUAUGUUAGUAAUAUCUAUGAUUAGUAAGAGUUAUUUGAAAUGAUUUUAGAGAAUCAAUACGAUACUAUCUAUGUCUACUUCCCUUCAAUAAUAAAAUUAAAAAUCCAUACCAAAAUAUUCGAAGAAAGUGAAGAAUAAGUUAGAUCAGUAGAGUUGUUCAUUCAUAAUGAAUGGUUUAAGGAAAGAUAGGACAAUUUAGUAGCGUAAUUCGAGAUAUUGCACAGUCAAAUUUAAAGAUCUAUGAAUGAUAAUACUGAUGAAAUAAUCUUAGACUACGCCUUGAUUUAUGAUGAAGAACAAAUCAAUUGUUCUCAAUUAAUGAGUAAGAUCAAUUCAUUGAUCAUCAAAAUAUUGCUAACAAAUAAUAAAAGAAUUUAAACUAUCUUAUUGUCUCUGAUGCCUCUGGAGAUUCAUUUCGAAUUAGAUAUGAAGAGAUAAGAACUAAAUCUAGAUAUCAAUUUACAUCAUGAGGAUCCACAAGAUAUUUAUUAGGAAGGACUGAUAAUUUUACUAUAGACAAUCACAACUUGCAAAUUAUUUUAAUCUUUGAAAGUAGAUAUUCAAUAGGAGGAUGAUUCAAAUAAUGUAAAAUUUCUAUUAUUCUCUUUCAUUAUGAUGAUUCAUGAAUUUCAAUAGACUCUAAUAAACAAAGGAACUUUUACAUACAAUAAUUAUUCCUUGAUUCCAAGAUACCAUUCAGUUUGUUCAAAAGGGGCGAUGAAUUAUUUAAUUUCAGAUAAGAAGUAAUUGAAAUAAUGCUAUUUAGAUCAAUAUAUUCGAUUUCUGAGAAAGACUACCUUGACAUUCAAAGAGAAAUCGGAUGCUUCAUUCAGUAUCUCAGUUUUUAUGCUAAGGAGAGUAAUUCAAUAAUAAUUUCAUGCGAUAUGUGUGAGUUGAGCAAUUCUAGUAAGCAAUUUUAUGAUCAAUUGAUUGAAUAAUUAAUAAAACAGAAUGGAAUAUUGGAAUUUGGAAUAUUAGAUAGUGGGAAUCGAGAUCAGAAAUAUUAUGAAACAGUAAUCUAAUAAUUAUUAUUACCACUUAUCAAAUAUUUUAGAUUAAAGAAGAGGAUGCUGACAACAUUGAUUAUGAUAGAUAAAAAAUAUCAGAACAGAAUGAGGUGGGAAAGUAUAAAAGAACUGAUUAAUUAUUUGCCUAAUGAAUAUCAAUGCUUGUUACAUUAGUAAAAUUGA
Molecule: messenger RNA, 1906 nt
Organism: Paramecium octaurelia
Lineage: Eukaryota; Ciliophora; Oligohymenophorea; Peniculida; Parameciidae
Source: the annotation of a GenBank genome assembly